Molecule: messenger RNA, 2054 nt
Organism: Olea europaea var. sylvestris
Lineage: Eukaryota; Viridiplantae; Streptophyta; Magnoliopsida; Lamiales; Oleaceae
Product: calnexin homolog 1-like
Exons: 6
Coding region: 188-1810 (540 amino acids)
Biological process (GO): protein folding
Cellular component (GO): endoplasmic reticulum; endoplasmic reticulum membrane
Molecular function (GO): calcium ion binding
Source: RefSeq, a predicted model, not a curated record
AGAUAUAUAAAUAAUUAAUAUCACCCCACCCCUACGCACCCCCUCAAACUAAGUAGUCUUUAGUUUCAAGAGACUUCUUCGUCUCCUGUACGCUCUUACAGAUCGAUCGAUCGAUAAAAUUCUGCAUUUUCUCCUCGUUCAUGAUAAAUUUUCAGAUCUGAGAAUCGAAAUUUUCUAGGGUAAAACAAUGGAGGAUUCGAAACGGAAGAUUUGGACUGUGCAGUGUGUCUUGCUUUUGUUGAUCGGUUUAUGCAUUUCUCAGCUCUACGCUUCCGACGAUGUGAAAUUCUAUGACUCGUUUGACGAUGCAUUUGACGGGCGGUGGGUUGUGUCCAAGAAGGAGGAUUAUACAGGUGUGUGGAAACACUCAAAGAGUGAGGGACAUGAUGAUUACGGGCUUCUUGUGAGUGAGAAGGCCAGGAAACAUGCAAUUGUAAAGAAACUUGAUGAACCUAUUGACCUUAAGGAUGAGACUGUUGUCCUUCAAUAUGAGGUUCGCCUCCAGAAUGGUCUUGAAUGUGGUGGUGCUUAUCUCAAGUACCUGCGUCCUCAGGAUGCUGGCUGGACUCCCGAGGGAUUUGAUAAUGAAUCUCCCUACUCGAUAAUGUUUGGGCCUGAUAAAUGUGGGUCUACAAACAAGGUUCACUUCAUUUUGAAGCAGAAGAACCCUAAGAGUGGAGAGUUUGUUGAACACCACCUCAAGUAUCCACCAUCUGUGCCUUCUGACAAAUUGACCCACGUCUAUUCUGCUAUCCUGAAACCAGAUAAUGAGUUGAAGAUCUUGAUUGAUGGAGAAGAGAAGAAGAAGGCUAAUUUUCUCUCAGCUGAAGAUUUUGAGCCACCACUCAUCCCUGCUAAGACCAUUCCUGAUCCAGAUGAUAAGAAGCCUGAGGAUUGGGAUGAGAGAGCGCAAAUCCCUGACCCAGAGGCCAAGAAACCAGAUGACUGGGAUGAGGAUGCUCCAAUGGAAAUUGAAGAUGAAGAUGCUGUGAAGCCUGAGGGAUGGCUGGAUGAUGAGCCCGAGGAUAUUGAUGAUCCUGAUGCCACAAAACCAGAAGAUUGGGAUGACGAGGAGGAUGGUGAAUGGGAGGCUCCUAAAGUGGAUAACCCCAAGUGUGGAGAGGCGCCCGGAUGUGGAGAGUGGAAAAAGCCAAUGAAAAGGAAUCCCGCUUACAAAGGAAAAUGGCAUGCACCCCUCAUUGACAACCCCAAUUACAAGGGUAUUUGGAAGCCCCAGGAAAUUCCGAACCCUGACUACUUUGAGCUCGAGAAACCAAACUUUGAGCCCAUCGCAGCCAUUGGCAUUGAGAUCUGGACAAUGCAAGAUGGCUUGUUGUUCGACAAUAUUUUGAUAGCUUCUAAUGAGAAAGUUGCAGAAACCUACCGGCUAAGUGCAUGGAAGCCAAAAUUUGAGGUAGAGAAAGAGAAACAAAAGGAGGAGGAAUCUACUGAUUCAGAGGGUCUUAAAGGGAUCCAGAAAGUGGUAUUUGACUACCUUUACAAGAUUGCAGACCUCCCUGUGUUGGGUGAUCACAAGGUCAAGGUCUUGGAGCUUAUUGAGAAGGCUGAGAAGCAACCAAAUGUGACAAUUGGAGUCCUCGUCUCUAUUAUAAUUGUUAUCUUAACUCUUUUAGUGAAGAUCAUCUUUGGUGGGAAGAAGAAGCCUGCCCAAACGGUUGUGGAAACAAAGGAACCUGAUGUUGCUGAGACUUCCAAUGAUCAGGGCAGCACCGAGGAGAAUGAAGAGCAAAAUGAGGAUGCUGCUGCUGCAGCUGCUCCUCGUCGGAGGAGCACCAGGCGUGACACUUAGGGAAUGAAUAAUCAAAAUGGAAGAAAUGAUUCAUGGUCAGCCAACACUAGAUUUUGGACUUACAGACGUUUCCCAUCCCGAAAUAUUUUCACUUCAUGACCUUUUGCAAUUUUUGCUUAUUUAGGUUUGUUAUAGUAGUGUAUGACAAUGUAUAUUAGACAAUCGAAUGAGAUUAUUGUGUUUUCUUUUAACGUGGUUUUACAAUUGAAGAAAUUUUGAAUAUGAUUGUCUCUAGUUUUUUGAA